AUGUCGACACACAAGGCCCUAGUGCUGGAAGCUCACAGCGCACCGCUUGUUGUCAGAACUCUACCCGAUCCCCCAGUCACGAUGGGUUCAGCUCUCGUCAAAAUUCUGUACGCAGAUCUCUUUCCCUACUCCCGCGACAUCUUCAAAGGAAAACCUCCAUACCCAAGCAAGACGCCAUACACGCCAGGUACUGCUGCUAUUGCCCGCAUCCUGGAAGUCGGGCCAGAUGCUACUUGUCUCAAGGCGGGGGACGUCGUGUGGGUUGAUUCGACCAUCACCGCCCGCGACGAUCCAGAGACACAAGUCUUGUUGGCUCUCAUUGAGGGUUCAACACCCGGUGCAAAGAAACUGAGUUAA
Alternaria atra is the source of this 357-nucleotide messenger RNA. RefSeq lists its product as uncharacterized. The record is from RefSeq and is a predicted model, not a curated record. Lineage: Eukaryota; Fungi; Ascomycota; Dothideomycetes; Pleosporales; Pleosporaceae. The coding region runs from base 1 to 357 and encodes 118 amino acids. The transcript has a single exon.